AUGCUAAAUCUUAUUUUAUUAAUUGUUUUCUUAGUUAUUGGUUUCAUCGCUAUAACAUAUUGCAUUUAUUGUUGUUCUUGUAAAUCAGGAUGGUCUAAUCUUCGUCGACGCAUAGUUUAUCGACAGUUAGCACGUGAUGAGGAACAAAUUUCUGAAGAACGUGAAGCCAGUCGAGCUCAAAUACGUGAUUCACUAGCACCUGUUGUUGGUGUUAUUGCUAUAAUAUGUUUUAUUUAUUGUUGUUCUUGUAAACCAGCAUGGGCUAAGGCUCGUAAACGCUUAGUUCGUGGACAGGCAGCACGUGAGGAAGAACAACUUGAUGUAGAACGUGAAGCUAAUAGAGCACAAUUACGUGAUUCACUUGUAGCUAACAAACAAACAAGAGAUGAUGUUCGACAAAAAUAUCAACUUCCAUGA
This is a messenger RNA of Adineta steineri, 417 nucleotides long. NCBI's taxonomy places the organism in Eukaryota, Metazoa, Rotifera, Eurotatoria, Adinetida, Adinetidae. The record is from the annotation of a GenBank genome assembly.